Molecule: messenger RNA, 1320 nt
Organism: Hydra vulgaris (swiftwater hydra)
Lineage: Eukaryota; Metazoa; Cnidaria; Hydrozoa; Anthoathecata; Hydridae
Product: S-adenosylmethionine decarboxylase proenzyme
Biological process (GO): spermidine biosynthetic process; spermine biosynthetic process
Cellular component (GO): cytosol
Molecular function (GO): adenosylmethionine decarboxylase activity
Source: RefSeq, a predicted model, not a curated record
CUAUAAUCUCAUGUCGUGGACAUCAUAACAAGCUGGAAGCAGGUUUCAUGCAGACGUUAACUGUCGAGUAUAUUAAACUUUUUCCACCCUAAAAGUAGUAGAAUCUGACCGUUCAGGGUCAGAAAAAAUAAUGUUUUAGCAUUUUGCUACGACAUUUAAGUUAUACCUACGUUUGCAAGAAUAUCUGAGGUUUAUUGCGUUUUUAUUGUCAUCGAACUUUUUAUGAAGUUGUGUUUUCUAUUUUGUCAUGAUCGAAAAACUGGAGCAUAUUAACCAAGAUUGCUUUUUUGAAGGCACUGAAAAGCUGCUAGAAAUAUGGUUUAAAAGUAGUUUGGAGAUAAUAGGAGGAGAUUUACGAAACAUUCCUAGAUUUGAAUUGGAUGCCAUGCUGAAGAUUGUUAAUGCAGAAAUAGUUAGUGUCAAAAAAAAUGAGUUUAUUGAUUCCUAUGUUUUAAGUGAAAGCAGCAUGUUUAUUUCCAAAGAUCGGUUCAUAAUAAAAACAUGUGGUAUUAUAACACUUUUGGAAUCAGUCCAGCAAAUUCUAAGACUUGCUGAAAAGUAUGGCAAAAUGUCUAUUGUUCAGAACUUUUUUUACUCUCGGCGUGCUUACCUUCGUCCAAACGAUCAAAUUGGAAUUCAUAAAACCUUUAAUGAAGAAGUAAACUACCUCAAGCUUUUUAUUCCAUAUGGAGCAGCUUACUCAAUGGGACUAAAUGAGAGUAGUAAGUGGUAUUUAUUUACCACAGACAAUCCUCAUGAAGGUCCACAAGCAUGUGAUGCAACCCUUGAAAUACUUAUGUCUGAUUUAGACGAAGAGACUAUGCUCCAAUUCACCAAAAUAAAAAAUCCCAACUCCGAAGAGUUGAUACGGAACACUGGCAUCUCGAAGAUUAUACCUGGAUCUGUGAAUGACGGUCUUGUAUUUGACCCGAUGGGUUUUUCUUUAAACAGUCUGUUUAGAGAAAGUUACUACACGAUUCAUGUUACUCCUCAGCCAUUUUGUUCUUAUGUAAGUUUCGAAACAAAUAUUCACUUGAAGGAUUACGAUAAUUUGAUCAAUCGUGUCUUGCGUAUUUUCAAACCAGGAAAUUUUAUUAUCACGUUCUUUCAAAGCAAGGUUUCUUCAAGUGGGACAGUGUCUGAAUUUAAGGAUAAAAGUUUUAUAUCAGGAUAUGUGUGCGAUGACACUUCUAAUAUGCAAUUAAAAAACUACUCGUGCACCUACAUGCAUUACGUUAGCGAAAAAUGUUGUAUUAAUUAAAAGUAAUACUAUACACGUGUAGAUAAAUAUAAAUUAUAAAAUAAUUGUAAUAUAGUAAA